CCGGGAACAAUAGAGAGAAACGAAGCCUACCCUGAACACCAAACAAACCGAGAGGGCGACAAAAAGAAAGCAAACCACAUCGGGUGAUGGAGGGAGAGCGAGCUAAGCGAAGGACAUGUGAGGAAUAAAGACGCGAGGAUCUUUCCCGAGCGGUGGGCUUUAUUCCCGUCUUUCUUUGUCACUGGAUAGUAAAACGGAUUCCGGUAUGAACCCAGCAGAAGCGGCCGAGGAGGCGCCCAGCGACCCCGACACUGAUGCCUUCUACAAAACAGGGCCCUUCAGGACUGAAGGCAUCAAGGCCUCUGAUGUUCUUCCUAUUUUAAAGGAAAAAGUUGCCUUUGUGUCAGGUGGACGAGAUAAACGAGGAGGACCAAUUCUGACAUUUCCUGCCAGGAGCAACCAUGACCGAAUAAAACCCGAGGACCUGAGGAGGCUGGUAACCUACCUGUCUACUGUCCCCAGCGAGGAUGUAUGCAAACGUGGCUUCACUGUCAUCAUCGACAUGCGAGGUUCAAAGUGGGAGCUGAUUAAGCCUCUGCUCAAGACGCUGCAGGAGUCUUUCCCAGCUGAGAUCUGUGUGGCUCUCAUCAUUAAGCCCGACAACUUUUGGCAGAAACAGAAGACGAACUUCGGGAGUGCAAAGUUCUCUUUUGAGACCAACAUGGUGUCAGUUGAAGGUCUUGCCAAGCUAGUGGAUCCCUCCCAGCUCACAGACGACUUUGAAGGCUCGCUGGACUACAACCACGAGGAGUGGAUGGAUCUCAGGGUGUCAUUGGAGGAGUUCAUGUCCAAUGCUGUUCAUCUGCUGUCCAGACUGGAGGAUCUGCAGGAGCUCCUGUCCAAGAAGGACUUUCCUGCAGAUGUGGAAGGCUCUCGGCGACUGAUAGAGGAACACACACAGCUUAAGAAAAAGGUGCUAAAGGCUCCAGUGGAGGAAUUAGACCAGGAAGGCCAGAGGCUGCUCCAGUGUAUCAGAUCGAGUGAUGGCUUUUCAGGGAGAAACUGCAUCUCAGGCUCAGCUGACUUUCAGAGCCUUGUGCCCAAGGUGGCUAGUCUGCUGGAUAAGCUGCAUUCCACCAGACAACAUCUCCAUCAGAUGUGGCAUGUCAGGAAACUGAAGCUGGACCAGUGCUUCCAGCUGCGCCUCUUUGAACAGGAUGCAGAAAAAAUGUUUGACUGGAUCAGCCACAAUAAGGAAUUGUUCCUGCAGAGCCACACGGAGAUUGGCCGAGGUUACCAGCACGCUGUGGAGCUACAGACUCAACACAAUCACUUUGCCAUGAACUCCAUGAAUGCCUACGUAAACAUCAACAGAAUCAUGUCGGUGGCGAGUCGUCUGGCAGAGGCCGGCCACUACGCCUCCACUCAGAUUAAACAGAUCUCAGGACAGCUGGACCAGGACUGGAAAAGCUUUGCUGCUGCACUUGACGAACGCUCCACCAUCCUGGCCAUGUCAUCUGUCUUUCACCAGAAGGCUGAGCAGUUUCUGUCUGAGGUGGAGACCUGGUGUAAAGUCUGCAGCGAGGGCGGGUUACCAUCUGAGAUGCAGGAGUUGGAGAUUGCCAUUCACCGUCACCAGAGCCUUUAUGAGCAAGUGACCCAGGCUUACACUGAGGUGAGUCAGGAUGGUAAAGCCCUGCUGGAUGUCCUCCAGAGGCCUCUCAGUCCAGGCAACUCGGAAUCUCUUACAGCCACUGCAAAUUACUCCAAAGCGGUGCACUGUAUCUUGGACGUGGUUCAUGAGGUUCUUCACCAUCAGCGACGUCUGGAGAACAUUUGGCAACAUCGAAAGGUCCGAUUGCACCAGAGACUGCAGCUCUGUGUAUUCCAGCAAGAUGUCCAACAGGUGAUGGACUGGAUAGAAAACCAUGGCGAGGCUUUCCUCAGCAAACACACGGGCGUUGGGAAAUCCCUCCACAGAGCCCGAGCCCUGCAGAAGAGACACGACGACUUUGAAGAUGUAGCUCAGAACACUUACACUAACGCAGACAAGCUGCUGGAGGCAGCCGAGCAGCUUGCACAGACAGGAGAGUGUGACCCGGAGGAAAUCUACAAGGCAGCUAGACACCUGGAAGUGCGAAUCCAGGACUUUGUCCGCCGGGUGGAACACAGGAAGCUGCUGCUUGACAUGUCUGUCUCCUUCCACACACACACUAAGGAGCUGUGGUCGUGGAUGGAGGAGCUGCAGAAGCAGCUGCUGGACGAUGUGUGCUGCGAUUCUGUGGAUUCAGUUCAGACUCUGAUCCAGCAGUUCCAGCAGCAGCAAACAGCCACACUGGAGGCAACGCUCAAUGUGAUUAAAGAGGGAGAGGAAUUAAUACAGCAGCUGAGGGAUGCAGCCAUGUCCACCAAUAAGACGCCACACUGCAGUUCCAUUGCGCACAUACAGGGUGUGCUGCAGCAGCUGGAUGAAGCCCAGGGCCAGAUGGAGGAGCUGUUCCAUGAACGCAAAAUCAAGCUGGACAUCUUUCUGCAGCUUCGCAUCUUUGAGCAGUACACUAUAGAGGUCACGGCAGAACUAGACGCUUGGAACGAGGAUCUGUCUCGUCAGCUGAGUGACACCAGCCGCUCGGGUGCUAGCAGCAGCAGCAGCAGUGGGGGAGGCGGUGCCUCAUCCGCCGGCUCAGAGGAUAUCGGUCUGGCAGAACAGCGACUGAAGCGGCACGCAGAGAGGAAAGCAGCCAUGAACAACAUGACUUAUGAGGUGAUGCAGCAGGGUCAAGAUCUGCACCAGUACAUCAUGGAGGUCCAGGCUUCAGGAAUCGAGCUGACGGGAGAGAAGGACUUGGACUUGGCCUCUCAGGUUCAGGAGCUGCUGGAGUUCUUGCAUGAGAAGCAGCAGGAGGUGGAGGUCAAUGUGCAGCACACGCACACGCGGCUGGAGCAGACUCUUCAGCUGCGCCACCUGCAGGGAGAAGUUAAACAGGUGUUGGGUUGGAUACGUAACGGAGAGUCCAUGCUGAACGCCAGCAUGGUCAACGCCAGCUCUCUGUCUGAGGCCGAGCAGCUUCAGAGGGAGCAUGAGCAGUUCCAGAUGGCUAUAGAGUCUCUAUUCCACGCUAACUCUCUUCAGAAGACACAUCAGAGUGCUCUGCAGGUCCAACAAAAAGCUGAGAUGAUGCUACAGGCGAGUCAUUAUGAUCCAGAGGCAAUUCGAAGCUGUGCUGAGAAGGUUGCCGUUCACUGGCAGCAACUGAUGCUGAAGAUGGAGGACCGUCUGAAGCUGGUCAAUGCAUCCGUAGCCUUCUACAAGACAUCUGAACAGGUGUGCAGUGUGUUGGAGAGCCUGGAGCAGGAGUAUCGCCGCGAUGAAGACUGGUGCGGCACACACGACAAAGUGGGAAGUUCAUCCGACAGUGACCACCUCCUACCUCUGAUCAGUAAGCACCUGGAGCAGAAAGAAGCCUUCCUCAAGGCGUGCACUCUGGCCCGGAGGAAUGCAGAGGUAUUUCUGAAGUACAUUCACAGAAACAAUGUGAGCAUGCCUGGAGCUGCCGGUCACACCAGGGGACCUGAGCAACAGGUUAAAGCUAUUCUGAACGAGCUGCUGCAGAGGGAGAACAGAGUCCUUCACUUCUGGACAUUAAAGAAACGACGGCUGGACCAGUGUCAGCAGUAUCUGGUGUUUGAACGCAGUGCCAAACAGGCACUGGAUUGGAUCCAGGAGACAGGUGAGGUUUACCUGGCCACGCACACGUCACCCGGCGACAGCAGUGAGGAAACACAGCACCUUCUCAAUGACUACCAUCACUUCAGACUUUGUGCCAAACAAACCAAGGAGAAGGUGAAGCUGCUGAUCCAGCUGGCAGACAGUCUGGUGGAGAAGGGGCAUGCCCACGUGCUGGAGCUGAAGCGCUGGGUGAGCACGGUGGACCGCAGGUACCGUGACUUCUCUGCACGGAUGGGCAAAUACCAGGAGAGCCUGGAGAGGAGCCUGGGAAUGAGCUCUGAGGACAACAAAGACCUGGAACUGGACACCAUCCCUGCCAGCCUGACAGAUGACCCGGAGGUCAAACUGCGUGACCCCAACCAUGAGGUCAACGAGGAGAAGAGGAAGUCUGCCAGGAAGAAAGAGUUCAUCAUGGCAGAGCUCUUACAGACAGAGAAGACCUACGUCAGAGACCUUCAGGAGUGUUUAGAGCAGACGUACCUGUGGGAGAUGACCAACGGUGUAGAGGAGAUUCCACCUGGCAUUGCUAACAAAGAGCACAUCAUAUUUGGUAACAUGCAGGAGAUUUAUGACUUCCACAGCAAUAUUUUCCUAAAGGAGCUGGUAAACUAUGAGCAGCUUCCAGAGGACGUGGGUCACUGCUUUGUCACCUGGGCUGAUAAGUUCCACAUAUAUGUGGAUUACUGCAAGAACAAACCAGACUCCAGCCAGCUGAUCCUGGAGCACGCAGGCACCUUCUUUGAUGAGAUUCAGCAGAGACGAGGACUGGCUAACUCAAUCUCCUCCUACCUCAUCAAACCAGUCCAGAGGAUCACCAAGUACCAACUACUGCUAAAGGAGUUAUUGUCCUGCUGUGAGGAGGGAAAGGGAGAGAUCAAAGACGGUUUGGAGGUGAUGCUCAGCGUUCCUAAGAGAGCAAACGACGCCAUGCAUCUCGCCAUGUUAGAGGGCUUUGAGGAGAACCUGGAGGUGCAGGGUGAGCUGAUCUUGCAGGACAGUUUUCAGGUUUGGGAUCCACGCUCGCUCAUCAGGAAGGGUAGGGAUCGGCACCUCUUCCUGUUUGAGUUCUCUUUGGUCUUUAGCAAAGAGAUCAAAGACUCAGCUGGCAGAACCAAGUACCAGUACAAGAACAGACUACUGACGUCAGAGUUGGGGGUGACUGAGCACAUUGAGGGCGACCCAUGUAAAUUUGCUGUGUGGGCUGGAAGAACCCCAUCCUCUGAUAAUAAAACUGUGCUGAAAGCAUCCAGUAUGGAAGCUAAACAAGACUGGAUUAAGAACAUCAGGGAGGUGAUCCAGGAGAGGAUGACUCACCUGAAGGGGGCGCUUAAGGAGCCGCUUCACCUGCCUAAAACACCAGCACUGACAAAACCCAGGAAUAAUGCUAAAAGGGAGGGAGGUGAAGACGGAGACAGUCAGGGAGACGGCAGCAGCCAACCAGACACCAUCUCAAUUGCAUCCAGGACAUCCCAGAACACUGUAGACAGCGACAAGCUCUCCGGUGGAUGUGAGCUGACUGUCGUUCUCCAGGACUUUGCAGCAGGAUGCAGCACAGAGAUGUCUGUCAGCACAGGUCAGACAGUGGAGCUGUUGGAGCGGCCCAGCGAGCGGCCCGGAUGGUGUCUGGUCCGAACCACUGACCGCAGCCCACCGCAGGAGGGACUGGUUCCCACGUCUGUCCUCUGUGUUUCCCACUCACGUUCUAGUGUGGAGAUGGACUGUUUCUUCAGUUCAGGGAAAGAAAACUAUACUGUUGGCGGCUCGGACGGCAAGACAGAAUCGGUGGCCAACCUUCAGCCGCAGCCGUCCCUCAGCUCCCUGCAGUCCAGCUCUCCUGGUCCCAAACGCUCUGGGAACACUCUGAGGAAGUGGCUGACCAGUCCGGUCCGCCGCCUCAGUGGCAGCUCUGUUAAGAAACUUCCUAAUAGCAAACAGAAGAAGCCAGGGCCAGGAACAGGAAAAGAGGAAAUCAGGAAGAGUAUCGACCUGGGUCAGCCUGACCUUACCUUGCAGGAUGAUGUCACUGGUGAGAGAGUCAUCAGUAGAGAUGGCAACAUCCUGUCUAAGACGUCUGGGAUGCAGAGUGGUGGGGAGGAGGAGCAGGAUGAAGACGCCCACACCCCUCUGCCUCCCCGUAUGAAGAUCAUCAACGACCCAUCAGAUCCUGAUGACAAGUCUUCGUCCUUGCUCACCUCUCUGCAGUCUUCCUCUGAGGUGCCCAGUGCUGCAGAGCUAGUUAGCGCCAUAGAGAAACUGGUUAAAACCAAGAUGAGUCUAGAACCAGGGGUGUACCCGGGGUUUACCCCUCUCUGUCCACCUGAACAAACCACUCCUGUUCAGCCACGCAACCCUGAACAGGAGCAGAGAGCAAAAGCUAUGAGAGGACGGAUGUUUGUUCUGAACGAGCUGAUUCAGACAGAGAAGGACUAUGUCAAAGACCUGGGCAUCGUGGUGGAGGGCUUCAUGAAGAGGAUCGAGGAGAAGGGCAUCCCAGAUGACAUGAAAGGAAAAGACAAAAUCGUGUUUGGGAACAUCCACCAGAUUUAUGACUGGCACAGAGAUUUCUUUGUAGGAGAACUGGAGAAAUGCCUGGAUGACCAUGAACACCUCCCUGAGCUCUUCAUUAAACAUGAGAGAAGGCUCCACAUGUAUGUUGUUUAUUGUCAGAAUAAACCCAAGUCAGAGUUCAUCGUGGCAGAAUACGACACGUAUUUCGAUGGAAUCCAACAAGAUAUCCAAUCCAGGUUGUCUAUCAGUGACUUCCUCAUCAAACCAAUCCAGAGAAUCACCAAAUACCAGCUUUUACUGAAGGAUUUCCUGAAGUACAGCUCAAAGGCAGGAAUGGACUGUGAACAAAUUGAGAAAGCAGUAGAUUUGAUGUCUCAGGUCCCGAAACUGUGUAAUGACAUGAUGAAUUUGGGUCGGCUGCAGGGAUUUGAGGGGAAACUGACCAGUCAGGGCAAACUGCUGCAGCAGGAAACCUUUUUUGUAACGGUGCAAGACGCCGGCGUCCUGUCCCGCUCGAAGGAACGACGAGUCUUCUUGUUCGAGCAAAUCGUGAUCUUCAGUGAGCUGCUGAGAAAAGGCUCGUCCACACCUGGCUACCAGUUCAAAAAGAGCAUCAAGGUAUCCUACUUGGGUCUGGAGGACAGUGUGGAUAAUGAUCCCUGUAAGUUUGUGUUGCUGAGUCGCGGAUCAUCGGAGCGUUUCACCCUGCAGGCAGCCAAUGUUGACAUUAAGCAGGUCUGGGUCCAACACAUUCAGGAACUACUGGAUGCUCAAAGCAACUUCCUGUCUGCUCUGCAGUCACCCAUCGUCUACCACAAUCAGCAGAGUGGAGGAGGCAACAGCUCAUCGCUGACCAGAAACCGCUCGUCCUCAGGGAAUCAAACUACCACGUCCUCUCACAGCCGACCCUUGUCAGUGGUCGGCCUCUGCAGUACGGAGAAGGGGAAGAGCCAAGUCAAAGUCUCCACCUCUAAUGGAGGUUCAUCGUGUUUUGACUCCAUGGACAAUAACGACAUCACUUCCACCAUGCUGGUCACUCAGGACUACUCGGCGCUCAAAGAGAAUGAGAUCUGUGUCAGUCAAGGAGAGACCGUUCAGAUCAUGGCCACCAAUCAGCAGAACAUGUACCUCGUUUACCGGCCAGCCAACAGCCAGUCGCCUGCCGCGGAGGGCUGGGUGCCAGGACACGUCUUAGGCCCGCUCACAAAGCCCAUUAAAGACUCUUCUUCUACUUGCUCCUUCUCAGCAGCAGUAACAGAUGCCAACAACAUCAAGAAGUCUCUGUCGUGGAACACACUGCGUGCCAGGAAGCGCGUUGAAGACAAGGAUGCCUUCUCAGUAGGGGUCAAAGGUCAGGAGAAUGGCCUUCUCCGUAAGCCCAAAGAAAUCACUCCUCCUACCCCGUUCGCCUCGUCCGACCCUGUGGUGAAAGGCAAAGAGGUCCAAACUUCAGAUGAUUCAGAUUGUGGUGAUGACAUUGACCCAAAGACGGGCAUGGAGCUUCUGAACCCAAACUUCAUCCAGGAAGUGGCUCCAGAGUUCUUGGUCCCACUGUCAGAUGUGGUAUGUGCAUUCGGAGAGACCGUAGUCCUCUGCUGUAAAGUCUCAGGACGGCCUAAACCUUCAGUCACUCUGAAGGGCCCCGACCAGAAUCCAGUGACCAACAACAGCCGCUUCACCAUAGACAUCAGGGAUACAGGUGACAUCUUGUUGAAAGUCUGUAAUCUGAUGCCUCAGGAUACAGGAAUCUACACCUGUGUUGCUGUUAACGACCAUGGCACUGCAUCCUCCUCUGCCUCCAUCAAAGUCCAAGGUAUCCCAGCAGCCCCAGUGAGACCUGUGGCUCAGGAGGCCAGCAGCACAGCGGUGAUGAUCCACUGGCUGCCCCCGGCUUCGUCUGCCCACUGUACUGUCAGCAGCUAUACUGUGGAGUACAGACAGGAAGACUCGUUCCUGUGGCAGCAGGUGGCCAGCAGCAGGGAGGAAUGUGUGCAGAUCGACUCUCUGAUCCCCGGAGGUCACUAUCAGUUCAGAGUUCGGGCCUCCAACCGCUGGGGUGUCGGCCCACCAUCUGAGCCCUCAAAUAUGGUCACACUAGCCAGCAGCAACUCUGGCUGUGAUGGGACGGGCAUUCAUUGGAAGGAAAACUUUGAGUCAACCUUUACUGAGAUCUGUGAGAUUGGAAGGGGACGGUUCUCAGUGGUACGGAAGUGUGUCAACAGGUCCACUAAGAAAGAGGUGGCAGUGAAGUUUGUGAGCAAGAAGAUGCAGAAGAAGGAGCAAGUGGCUCAUGAGGCAGACAUUCUGCAAUAUGUCCAGAAUCACCAGCUGGUGUCAUUGUUGGACACGUACGAGUCUCCCUCCUGUCUGAUGCUCAUCCUGGAGCUACUGGAAGAUGGCCGCUUGCUUGAUUAUCUGGUUGCCCAUGAUGAGCUGAUGGAGGAGAAGGUGGCCUUCUUCAUCAGAGAAACACUGGAGGCCCUGGAGCACCUUCAUACCUGUAGAGUGGCACACCUAGACCUGAAGCCCGAGAACAUCAUGGUCAACCUCCAUUCUCCCGUGCCCAGUAUUAAGUUAAUUGAUUUUGGUGACGCUGUCCAGUUGUCUGCCCACCGCCGAUACGUCCACCUCUUGCUUGGGAAUCCAGAGUUUGCCGCACCUGAGCUGAUCCGUGGCGCUCCAGUCUCUGUGGCCACAGACAUGUGGAGCUUGGGUGUUCUGGCUUAUGUCAUGCUUAGUGGCGUUUCUCCAUUUCUGGACGAGUCACCGGAGGAAACCUGCAUCAACAUCUGCCGCCUAGACUUCUGCUUCCCAGAUGAAUACUUCUGCAAUGUGAGCCAGGUGGCGAGGGAUUUUGUGUCAUCAUUACUGCAGCAGGAUCCCAGGAAGCGGCCGAGUGCUACUUCCUGUCUCCAACAUCUGUGGGUGGGUCGUGGAGGUGGGGAGUACUCCAAGACACCACUGGACACGGCACGGUUGGCCACAUUUAUCGAUCGAAGGAGACAGCUGCACGACGUUCGGCCCAUUAUGAACGUCAAAGGGCUGGUGAGCAGCGGCAACAGAUUACAUGUCUACAGAGGUGGGAAAUAACAAAUACUCUGUUACAGUACUUAAGUAGGAUUUUCAGGACUGAACUAAGGGUGGUGUAAUAUUUGCUCUGGGGACCUAGAGCAGUCCAUUUACUCGACACAUGGAGUUCACAGAGGAUGACAAAACCUACUGAACUAAACAAGUGUAACUGUACAGCUGUGUAGCAGCGGACUCGAGACUGUUGUAGUGAGCUGUUGAAUCACUGACUGAACUGUAGUGAAUGUGCUGGACUGUCCUGAACUACAAUAAACUGAGUUAAAAUGCAAACAUGUUGGCAUCGCUUGACAUUACUUCAAGGAAGAUCAAACAGCCUCUGGAUAUCCUUCUUCUGUGGUAUAUAUGGACGACUACCGGACGUUAGCAGGAUGCACCAUGGACAUGGACAUGGACACAGUUUGCAUCAGUGUUUACAGAUUCUUUGUCCAAAAAGUAGGUAGUUUACAGACUAGUAAAUAAAAAUCAGGAAAGACCUGCAUGUAAAUCACCAGUAAUGGUUUAGAAAUCAGGUUACAAAACUGUCUGCUUCUGUAAGUAAAGCCUGUGACAUUUGGUGUGAAGGUGGGAAACUCCACCCUGAAAUCUUUUUUGUUGUAUGUUUGUUUACCAGUCACUGUGGUGAAUAACUGUAGUGGUUGGAUCUCAUUCAUUCAGCUUGUAAAUGUGCUCGUGUGGCUGCAGACCCUUUGGAUGACGUGACCGCUGUUCCUGGGAGGCAGACGUUUACUGAUGAAUGUACUUUCUUGUGGAAUGUGCUCUGUCGUCUGCUUUCACCCCUCGCCACACUCUCAAUCUUCCUCUAGGCAUUUAGUGUCAAAAAACAGCAAAGCUCAUUUUCAGCUUGGAUACUAAAUGGUCCACAGGAAGGAAAUUCGUCUUAAGAAGCAACUUUCAUAUCGGACGUCUGGUAAAAUAUUACCAAGUGUCUGUCACUGCAGCUGCAAUCGAUUCAGGUGUGUCCGAGUGCUGUUUUUCUUUUUUACCACUCUCUCUUUCUAGUAGAGAUUCUUGCUGUCUUAUUGUGGACUUGUUGGUCUUGUUCAUUAUUUGAACUAAAAAUAGCUGACGAUGAUCAGAGGAAAACUGCAGACUUCCCCAGUUUUAUCGACCUCUCAUGCAAAAAUAAA
Molecule: messenger RNA, 10392 nt
Organism: Pelmatolapia mariae (spotted tilapia)
Lineage: Eukaryota; Metazoa; Chordata; Actinopteri; Cichliformes; Cichlidae
Gene: kalrna
Product: kalirin RhoGEF kinase a
Exons: 70
Coding region: 206-9268 (3020 amino acids)
Biological process (GO): protein phosphorylation; intracellular signal transduction; axon guidance
Cellular component (GO): extrinsic component of membrane; cytoplasm; postsynaptic density
Molecular function (GO): guanyl-nucleotide exchange factor activity; protein kinase activity; ATP binding
Source: RefSeq, a predicted model, not a curated record